CACACACUGCAGUUAUUUUAGAUGAAGGUGGAGUUUCACAACACUUUACUAAAAACAUGUCUGUCGUUUAUUACUGAAGCAGUUUUGAAGAGUUUGUCUUUUCAUAUUUGUGGACUGAAACCGUUGAAGAAAAUGUUUCUGAAAUUAGUUUUCUUCUGUUUGUGUUUGUGGCGUCUGGAUGGUGUGUUUGGUGCUUAUGAAGAGAAGCCUGUGUUUGUGAAUAAAGGAGAUUCAGUCACUCUAAACUCUGGUUUUAUUGAAAUAAAGGAUGAUGAUGUGAUUCAGUGGAGGAUGUUCUUUGAAGAUGCUUUAAUGGCUGAAAUCAAUAAACAGGCCGACAGCUUCACUGUAUAUGAUGACGUUCUUGAUGGGAGAUUCAGAGACAGACUGAAGCUGGACAAUCAAACUGGAUCUCUGACCAUCACAAACAUCACAGCUGAACAUACUGGAGUUUAUCAACUACAGAUCAACAGUACUGUGAUCAAGAGUUUCAUUCUCAAUGUCAUUGUUAAAGUGUCAGUGACGGAGGGAGAUUCAGUCACUAUAAACUCUGAUCUUACUGAAAUGAAGGAUGAUGGUUGGAUUCGGUGGAGGUUUGGAGCUAAUAACACUUUAAUAGCUGAAAUUAAUAAACGGGCCGACAGCUUCACUGUAUAUGAUGAUGUUCUUGAUGGGAGAUUCAGAGACAGACUGAAGCUGGACGAUCAAACUGGAUCUCUGACCAUCACAAACAUCACGACUGAACAUGCUGGAGUUUAUCAACUACAGACCAACAGUGGGACUGAGUUUUUCAUUCUCAUUGUCUUUGAUGCAGUGAAGUCAGUGUCAGUGAAGAAGGGAGAUUCAGUCACUCUAAACUCUGAUCUUACUGAAAUGAAGGAUGAUGAUUAUGGGAUUCUGUGGUGGUUUGGAAACACUGUAAUAGCUGUCAUCAAUAAACGGUUCAACAGAAUCACUGUAAAUGAUGAUGAUUUUGAUGGGAGAUUCAGAGACAGACUGAAGCUGGACAAUCAAACUGGAUCUCUGACCAUCACAAACACCAGAACUGAACAUGCUGGAGUUUAUGAACUACUGAUGUUUUCACCAGAAUUCUCAUCUAAAACAUUCAGAGUUUCUGUCUAUGACUCUGUCCACUGUUGUGGUUCUACUGAAGCUGUGAUCCGAUUGGUCCUCUCUGCUCUGGUGGGCAUGGCUACUGUCAUUAUUCUGGUUUAUGACAUCAGAUCCAGAAGAGCUGAACGAGAUCAAGCACAGAUUCACACAUCAGGAAACUAAAUGAUGUAAUUUCUCAUAACUAUUUCAAUCAUUCAUUUAUUUUAAUGGCUUUAUAUUCAUCUGCUGGUAUCGAUGUUCAAUUAUCAGCAGCUCAUUUCCACCCUAGAUGAUUAUUUGUGAACAAAAAGCAACAAAUGUUUGUCAUGAUAAAUAUACUGAAGAUUACCAAAGAUCGCUUUGCUCAUACUAGAUUAACAUGCUUUCCUUUUUUUAACCUUUUUUUUUUUUUUUUUUACAUGCUAAUCUUUCAUAUUUGAUUGGGGGCUUUAAACACUUAAAGGAUCUUGUGUGUCUUUCAUUGUGAUUAUUGUUCAGUCAGAGCUGGUUAAUGGUGUUCAGAUCAGACGUCUCUAAUAAUAAUAAUGAAGCUCCUCUACUGGCUGAACAUAAACACUCUGAAAUAUAACAGCUCUCUAUUUUGCUUUUUUUCAGUGACAGAUUUUUUUUUUUAAAAAUUUGAAAGGCUUUAUUGUUUAUAUUUCUCUCAGAUGAGAUGCUGUAUUUGUCAUAUGUAUUUGCUUGCCUUUAUAAAUAAAGUUUCUCAGUCUGAGGUUCAAGAUUCUCUCCAUGUUUCAUUAUAUGUCUAUGACGCCCCCUGGAGGAAA
Molecule: messenger RNA, 1880 nt
Organism: Ctenopharyngodon idella (grass carp)
Lineage: Eukaryota; Metazoa; Chordata; Actinopteri; Cypriniformes; Xenocyprididae
Exons: 5
Coding region: 22-1275 (417 amino acids)
Source: RefSeq, a predicted model, not a curated record